Molecule: messenger RNA, 3154 nt
Organism: Dunckerocampus dactyliophorus (ringed pipefish)
Lineage: Eukaryota; Metazoa; Chordata; Actinopteri; Syngnathiformes; Syngnathidae
Gene: ngb
Product: neuroglobin
Exons: 5
Coding region: 370-849 (159 amino acids)
Molecular function (GO): oxygen binding; heme binding
Source: RefSeq, a predicted model, not a curated record
CUCAAGAGCGGGGAAGUGAGGAGAGAGAGCGAGUGAGCGGGAGAUAGCAGCCACAGUGACAGAUGAGAGCGUGGCACAACUUGUCUCUCUUGACUGCACCGUGGGUUGGGGGAAACCAGAGAGCAAGUGCACAAGAGUUUGAGGCAAAGCUGCCGCCCGCACGCACACAAACACACUCGCACACUCUCCCACAAAGCAUACACCUCAGCCUGGCUGCAGCACAAGUUCAGAGCUAAGACUGACCUUUUGGGAAGGUGCAGAAGUUUCUUCUGAGGAUCUCCAGUGUUAUGGCUCCACCAGAAUUGAGUCACCUUGUCCUGUAGAGGAGCUGUGUUUCCCCUCUAGAAGUACUUCAAGCCUCAAAGGAGGAUGGAGAAGCUGUCAGGGAAGGACAAGGAGCUAAUACGGAGCAGCUGGGAGAGCUUGGGCAAGAACAAAGUUCCACAUGGCAUCAUCAUGUUUUCCAGGUUGUUUGAGCUGGAUCCAGCACUCCUCACUCUUUUCCACUACAACACAAAUUGUGGCACUACACAAGACUGCCUCUCCAGCCCAGAGUUCCUGGAGCAUGUCACCAAGGUCAUGCUUGUGAUUGAUGCCGCCGUCAGUCACCUGGACGAUCUUGACUCCCUGGAGGACUUUCUUCUCAACCUGGGGAGGAAGCAUCAAGCCGUGGGGGUCAACCCACAGUCGUUCGCUGUGGUGGGGGAGUCUCUCCUCUACAUGCUACAGAGCAAUUUGGGCCAAGCCUACACAGCGCCCCUGGGUCAAGCAUGGCUCAACAUGUACGGCAUCGUGGUGGCCGCCAUGAGCCAGGGGUGGGCCAAGAACGGCGAGGACAAGGCUGACUGAAGAGUCGUCGCUGGGGCCGCUUAGCUGUUGCUGUCGUCUCACUCAUCGUGGUUGCCAUGGAACAAGGUUAUGUAACUUGCAGCAUCGUGGCUUUUUCCGUUGCUGUACAUUUGCUGUACUUUAGUGGGGUUACAUAGCAAAGGCGAUUGUACGGUGUGGUCACACUUCACCAUUGGUUGACAGUGUUUUUCCUUUGCUGUGGAUGUUUAGCUAGCAGGGUCAACUCUACCCUCUUUUGGACCUGAGCAAAACAUAAAGCGUCAAAGUUAACUUGUACAUACAGUAAUGCCUUUUGUUAUAUCUUCUGACCGUAGUGACAUUUUUGAUGUAUAUUAAAAGCGUCGCACAAACACUGAAUAUUGAAUUGAGGCCGCACACGCGUCUCAAAGUGAGACGGGUUAGUGUGGGCCAAACGGGCAGCUCUGAGUCAAACUGUGACCAAAACAAGUUUUAGGGACAAAGCAAUGUGUUUCUCUGUGAGGAAGAUUUAACCACUUUACUCAUUACAGUGUUUCGUGUAUGUUAACAAGCUCUAAAUGUGUUUUCUGAAAGGCUGACAACAUGUUUCCAAUAGUCCCACACUAACAAUAGCUACUGACAAGAACUGUUAUACACUGAUAACUUUCUACAGUAAUCUCUGACUGUUAUGGCGCCCUUGUGCACCUUCUUUUACGCUGUAUGUGACUCUCCGCUCAGUGGAGGCUGUGAUCUCAAUAGUCUUCAUUUGACUGUUAUAAAAAUAAGACUGUUAUGUGCAGGUAAAUGCCAUAGUGGAGAACUUACAUGUACUUUUACACUCAUGUUUGGUGUUACACUGUUACACUGUAACUGUCAUUUAUCUCAGUAUUGCUGUCGUUGCGACAAAUGUAAGAUUAGAGAGUUGAACACUGCCCCUGUACAUGAACCACCGGAGGUAAGCAUUUGUUUGGGUUUUUAACACUGGACCUCCUACUUUAUUUCUAGUGUCUGCAGACACUGUCUUACAUGUAUGGAUUACUAUACUUAAGUUUAUUUUCAAUGCCACGUAUUUACCAUACUGUAAAUCCGAGUUGCUGAUAUGUGGUUAUUAAUGCUUUAUCCUAAGUUUACAUUUUAAAAAAUUAUUUUUAUAUUCUGAAAUAUAAAUAUAUAUGGUAACAUUAGGAGAGUUGUUUUACAGUACAUCCACUUGAUUUACAAGAAGUUGUAAAUGUGCAAUCUGAAGCGAAGAAUAGAAAAUCCACAAUUUUUGGUACACUUGACCAAUCUAAUGAUAUCCAAUACAACAGCUGUAUUAAACAUGUCUUUACAAAGACAGUAAUACUCAGUUUUAAUUGAUACAAUAUUGUUAUUAUUGUGGUUGCAAUUUGCAGUGGCAUAGAAGUGCACUGCACCAUACAUGGAGGUGUCCCUUAUGCUGUAUGUUGCCACUGUAAUGUAGCUAAAUAAGGCAAGCAAAAUAUUAGAGACACCUCUCAGCAUGAUGCAGUACAGUUCGACACCAAUGAAGACUAAAGCCAUAAUGAUAAAGUAUUAUUUUUAUGAAGGCAGAAAUCCAGGAGUGUAUUUAAUCCCUGCAUCAUCUGUGUUUUUCCAGGUGUACCGUUUGUUCAACUGGCUGUGUAGGUGGUGUAUUUAUAGUAUUUCGUUCCAAAGCAUUGGUACAUUGCCCUAUGCAGGUUGUCUCUUUUUUUCAAUCAUCUUUUUACAAGGGGCCACAGACCCAUGGUGUAUAAUCCUGGUAACAUCCAGUUGUGUGCAUAUUGGGUGUGUCACUGUCUACCUCAUCUUUAUUAUCAGCUGCUACCGACCAGUGAUGACUUCACCUAGUUAUCCGUUGACCAAAAAUGCACAUUAUUAGAGUUAAUAAUGCAAGCAAGCACUCUUUGUAAACUGGAUUCCAUGCUACAGUUUAAUAACCUGUAUGUGUGUGUGUGUAUGUACAUACAGUAAAUAAAGUGAUUUCCUGUUGACAUUUUACAGCUAAUCCGGGUCAGUGUGUUGUCACAUUGUUUGUUGCAGAUGGUUACAACAUAAUUGUGGCCAUUGGAAAUCAGUCACACAAUGCCCGAUAUCUUUUCCAGUCCAUCCCCUGGUGUUAUGUAAGAUCCAUGCGCCGAAUGUCUCAUCUCCCUGAGCUGCAGAGAUGAGGGCGAAUUCAGGCACAUAAGCCCACUUACUCAUGCAACUGCACAAUAUCACAUCACAGGAGGUUACAGAAUGAGAUUUGCCAAGAAUUUACAAAUUCAUGCAAUGUAUUCCUGUGGGCUUAAUUAUCAGUUUGUGCAUGCAUAAGUCAUCCUCCAUGAGCAGGCUGUCUGUUCUG